CUUACGUGAAUGACGGCGAUCGUGCUCGAGAUUAUUAUCGAAAAGCAAGUGUUCUGUGUGUGUUUUACGACACGGAAACGAUACUUUGGUAUCAUAUGAUUCAUCUGGAAGGUAAAGAUGCAGAAUGUAGCACAAGGAACGACCUCGGAUAGUCAGAAGCACGAGAAAUCAGCGAGCAUUCACCACGACAUUGGAAAGACGUCGUCAACUCCCCAGUCUUCGAACUCCAGUCCAACCAAGUCAGAGACCGAGACCUUCUCUGAACUGCAGCCACGCUUUAUGGCAGACUCGUCGGAGAGCGAAGAAGACAGUGUUUCAGAGGUGGAGUGUUUUGCGAUUGAUCAGGUCGAAUUAGACGAAGGUCAUCAUUUAGAGUCGUCUAAGUUUCUAUUGACUUCCGAAGAUCCAGAAAGAUCUGUGGAUCCUGAGACUCAGGCACGAUUAGAAGCUUUAUUGGAAGCAGCUGGUAUUGGCAAGUUGUCGUCAGGCGAUGGGAAGCACUUGGCUGAUCACGAAGUGCUCCGUCGCUUAACAUCCAGUGUUUCUUGUGCAUUAGAUGAAGCAGCAGCUGCGUUAACUCGUAUGCGCAGCGACAAUCCACGCACGCAAAACGAAAAGCGCUCUCUCGUAGAGGCUUGCAGCGACGGCGACGUUGGUACUGUUAAGAAAUUAUUAACCGAAGGACGGAGCGUUAACGAAACGACCGAGGAAGGAGAGAGUUUGCUCUCUCUCGCUUGCUCUGCUGGUUAUUACGAACUUGCUCAGGUACUUUUAGCAAUGAAUGCCAACGUAGAAGAUCGAGGCAUAAAAGGGGAUUGUACCCCUUUAAUGGAAGCUGCCAGUGCAGGGCAUGUAGAUGUUGUGAGCUUGCUAAUUGCUCAUGGAGCUGAUGUUAAUGCUCAAUCUAAUUCAGGUAACACACCCCUUAUAUAUGGCUGUGCGGGUGGUCACGAAGAGGUAGUGCGAGUAUUGUUAGAAGCAGGCGCUAAUAUAGAAGAUCACAACGAGAAUGGUCAUACGCCUUUAAUGGAAGCAGCUAGUGCUGGGCAUGUUCAAGUAGCUAAAAUUUUACUAGAGCAUGGCGCUGGAAUUAAUACUCAUUCCAAUGAAUUUAAAGAAUCUGCGCUAACAUUGGCCUGUUAUAAAGGACAUUUAGAAAUGGUUCGAUUCUUAUUAGAAGCUGGCGCAGAUCAGGAGCACAAAACCGACGAAAUGCACACUGCCCUUAUGGAAGCAUCGAUGGACGGUCAUGUGGAAGUAGCUCGUUUGCUCUUAGAUUCGGGUGCGCAAGUAAAUAUGCCAACGGACAGUUUUGAAUCUCCAUUAACUUUAGCUGCUUGUGGGGGGCAUGUGGAUCUUGCUAUGCUUUUGAUCGAGCGAGGAGCCAAUAUUGAGGAAGUGAAUGACGAGGGUUAUACACCAUUGAUGGAAGCGGCACGCGAGGGUCAUGAAGAAAUGGUUGCAUUACUUCUAAGCCAAGGGGCGAACAUCAAUGCCCAAACAGAGGAAACGCAAGAAACAGCACUUACCUUAGCCUGUUGCGGUGGUUUUUUGGAAGUUGCGGAUUUUCUAAUUAAAGCGGGAGCUGAUAUUGAAUUGGGUGCCUCUACUCCUUUAAUGGAAGCUGCACAAGAGGGUCAUUUAGAUCUCGUUCGUUAUUUACUUGAAUCUGCGGCAGAUGUUCACGCUCAAACGCAAACAGGGGAUACCGCAUUAACGUAUGCCUGUGAAAACGGUCAUACAGAUGUUGUGGAUCUCUUGCUUCAAUUUGGUGCCGAUUUAGAGCACGAAUCGGAAGGAGGAAGAACACCUUUAAUGAAGGCAUGUAGAGCAGGUCAUCUCUGUACAGUUCAAUUUCUUAUAUCGAAACGUGCAGAUGUUAAUAGACAAACAACAAACAACGAUCAUACACCUCUUUCAUUGGCUUGCGCUGGUGGACAUCUCACUGUCGUAGAACUUUUGCUUGCGCAGUCUGCAAACCCAUUUCAUAAACUUAAGGAUAAUUCUACGAUGCUGAUAGAAGCUGCUAAAGGUGGACAUACCAGCGUGGUUCAACUUCUGCUAGAUUACCCUCACAGUAUUAUGAUGAGUACACCGCAUAAUACAGCGCCCACGCCUAUGUUACUUCCUCAACAACAACAGCAGCAGCAGCAACAACAACAACAGCAGCAGNNNCAACAACAACAGCAGCAGCAGCAACAACAACAACAACAACAGCAGCAGCAAUCUCAGCAACAGCAGCAGUCGCAGCAGCAGCAACAACAACAGCAGCAGCAGCAACCGCAGCAGCCACAGCAGCAUGCAACGCAUCAACAACAUGUGCCCCAUCAACAACAUACUUCCACACAACCACAGGCGCAUCAGCAGCAACAACAUGCUGCAGAACAACCACAAGCGCAGAAUCUACAACCCAAACAUAAUACGCAAAAAUCAUUACUAAGAAAAAAUCGAUCUGUAACCGUGAUGCCCGAUAUGAGUCUUACUUCUGCCGAGGCGCAACAAGUUCGUUCGCAACCCGCAGGAGAAUCUGUUGUAACAACUAAGGACGAUACUAAUAUCUUGGAUAAAGGUAGCGGAGGAUUUACUAACCUUUCGGAACCUAACAUAAGUCUUAGCCCCGCUCCAGCACCAACACCAGGAUUAAAUAUUUCCGAAAGUCGAAAGAAAAGGAUCCUUGAGGAUAUUCAAAGGGUAGAAAGAGAGCUUCAAAUUAACGGGCCGGAAGAUUAUUUCUCCGGAUUAAGAAAUUCCGUUGUAACUCAACGGCAACAACAACAACAGCAACAGCCAGAAGAUCCUAGCGAAUCAGAUACAUUAUCACCAGGUUUAGUUUGCAGUACGAGUGGUAUGUCUGGGAAUUCAUUGGCUCAUCAAGGCGCCAGCCAGGCAAUAUCAUUGUAUAAUGCAUUUCUCAGAGGAAAACGAAUUGCACAAGAAACUCAGUUAUCUUUAGUUCCGUCUAUAUCGGAAACUUUUCCAGCAACAAAUACUUUUCCUACUUCUCCUCCUCUUUCUCUUGCAACGAUACCUGUUACGUCGUCUAUUCCGCUGGUCACUUCAAAUGUAUCUUCGACAACUACACCGAGUCCUCCAAGCAUAUCCACACCUCCUACUGUUAUGGCUGUUUCUCAACCCAUAACUGCGAGCAGCGAUGUUAGCCAAAAUACCGCUAUAAGUGAUCGUCCGAAAGCAAAACCCGUUUCGAAGAAAGAGGGUAAAAAUAUCCGAAAAGCUUCGUCCAGUGUAAUAGGCGGAAAGUUGCAGCAACAGCAACAACAGCAACAACAACAGCAGCAACAGCAGCAGCAGCAACAACAGGCAACGUUGAUGGCUGGUCUUCAGCAGCAGUAUCAGCAAAAACAACGACAACACACUUAUCAAGUUCAGCAGGUGCAUCAGCUGCAACAACUCAAUCAACAGUUACAAUUACAGUUGGAUCAAGUGCAGGUGCAGCAGCAGCAACAGCAACAACAAUCUCAGACUCAACAGCAACCGCAGUCGCAACAAUUGCAGUUACAGCAGUCACAGUCACAACAACAACCUGGAGUAGUAACUGCUAGUGGAAAUAAUAUACUCAUGCCCACUCAGUUAAUGUCCCAUCUUCAUCCUACGCAUACUCAUCAUCUUCACGACCAACAAGCGACUCAACAAAAUCUUGCCGAGCAAACAGAUCCUGAGUUAGCAAGACUACAUCGAGAUGGAGCUUGUCCUUUUGUAGCCGCUGCUCAAAAAGCAAAAGCACUUUGUACCAGUGAAAGCGUCAUAAAAUUGGAAGACGGCACACAUAUUCCUCUUGACGAUGCUUUUGAAAUAUUUCGAUCUAUCAGUUUUGACGAUACUGUUGAUGUAGCAACAGAAGAUCAAGAGAAACUUGAACUGAAAAGAUUAGAAGUAUCGGCUGGUAAAGAUCCUCAACAACCGCAACAACAACAGCAACAUCAGUCGCCGCCGCAACAAGUGCAACAGCAACAAAAUCUGCAAACUACCCAAAUAGUUCAGCAGGCAGCCAGUCCUUACACUUCCCAAGAAUAUUUCACUAAUCCGGUAUCAUCGGUACCGUCUGUUUCGUUACCAACUUUGCCUUCUCUUCAAGUAACUAGUGCUGGUGUUCAAAUACAAGCAGACAUAUCAGCAGGUUUACAAUUAACUGGUACACAACCGUUACAAAAUCAACCAUUUAAAGAUGCAUUAACAGUCUACCAAGAAGGAUAUCUUCAAGGUCUUCGAUGUCAUUUCCAGCCACAAUUAUUACUUCAAUCUUCUGAAAUAACAUUUCCCACUCAAGGUUUACCUACAGUAUCUGAAGCGACAGGAAUAGUAGAUAAUAUACCUCAUCAAACGAAUGGUUAUGGUCAAUCAACAGCCUGUAGCACUAAUCAAGUUCAAGUUGCUACUCAAACUCAAGCACCGGCAGCAACAACAACCGCUGCAACAAUUGUUGCUUCGGAUAAAAAGCAAGUUUAUACAGCGCCAACUACUGGUAAAGGAAAAAAAGGACGAUACCCUCUUUUACCGCAACAACCAUCGUGUCAACAACAACAGCAGCAACAACAGCAACAGCAGCAACAACAACAACAACAACAAACUGCCAAUACCCAGCAGCAAACUCCCAACUUUCCCAAUCAAAAUUAUCAAUUGGAUCCAACAACAGUUGCUGGUCAAUAUACAACAGGUGUCCCAACUGUUGGUGGUUAUACAACUAGUCAAGUACCACCCGCGCCAUUUUCUUGUAUGGACGUGGAUUCCGAAACAGACAGUAAUCACGAUACAGCAUUGACAUUGGCAUGUGCCGGUGGACACGAAGAACUCGUCGAACUUCUAUUGAGCCGCGGUGCGGAUAUCGAGCACAGAGAUAAGAAGGGAUUCACCCCGCUUAUUUUGGCAGCAACAGCGGGGCAUCACAAAGUUGUAGAAAUUCUUUUGAACCAUGGAGCCGACAUAGAGGCUCAAUCUGAACGUACUAAAGAUACACCUUUGUCCCUUGCCUGUAGCGGUGGUAGAUACGAAGUGGUAGACCUUUUGCUUAAUCGGGGUGCUAAUAAGGAACAUCGUAACGUUUCUGAUUACACACCUUUGAGCCUUGCUGCGUCUGGUGGAUACGUUAAUAUAAUAAAGCUUCUUCUUAGUCAUGGUGCUGAAAUUAAUUCUCGAACUGGUUCAAAAUUAGGUAUUUCCCCUCUGAUGCUGGCCGCUAUGAAUGGUCAUGUUGCUGCGGUAAAAUUAUUGUUGGAUAUGGGUAGUGAUAUAAACGCUCAAAUAGAAACUAAUCGCAAUACGGCGCUAACAUUGGCGUGUUUUCAAGGAAGACACGAGGUUGUUAGUCUUCUUCUUGAUCGUAAAGCUAACGUAGAACAUCGAGCAAAGACUGGCUUAACGCCAUUAAUGGAAGCAGCUAGUGGAGGAUACGUUGAGGUUGGACGCGUUUUACUCACCAAGGGAGCAGAUGUUAACGCUACUCCCGUUCCAUCGUCUCGCGAUACUGCCCUUACCAUCGCUGCUGAUAAAGGACAUUGUCGUUUCGUAGAAUUGUUGUUGUCAAGGGGAACUCAAGUAGAAGUAAAGAACAAAAAGGGAAAUAGUCCACUAUGGUUAGCAGCAAAUGGUGGACACUUGAAUGUUGUUGAUUUAUUGUACCAUGCUGGUGCGGACAUAGAUUCGCAAGAUAAUCGAAAGGUUUCUUGUCUAAUGGCUGCUUUUCGCAAGGGACAUAUUAAGGUCGUUAAAUGGAUGGUAAAUCAUGUUACUCAAUUUCCAAGCGAUCAAGAAAUGACAAGGUACAUAGCUACCGUAAGCGAUAAAGAAUUAUUAGAGAAAUGUCAAGAGUGUGUAAAAGUGAUCCGAGCGGCAAAAGAAACUCAAGCGGCAAAAGCGAAUAAAAAUGCAACGAUACUGUUGGAGGAACUCGAUAUGGAAAAAACGAGGGAAGAAUCGAAAAAGGCAGCAGCUGCCCGUAGACGAGAACGAAAGAAAAAGAAGAAACUCGAGAAAAAAGAAGAGAAGCGUAAAUUGCACGAAGAAUACAAAAAGAGCGAAACGAACUAUGAAGACAAGGAGGAGAGUGGAAAGAAAUCCGGAGACGAGGAGUGCGACAGAGCCGACGAUAGCGAACACGAAACUGGUGACGGUUGUGAAAGAAUGGACAGCAUGCCAUCGCCGGUUAACAGAAGCCCAGAAGAUCCUGAUAGAGAGGAAGGGGAUAGCGGAAUCGACGCAAACAGUCAAGGUAGCUGUAGCAGUAACGAUGUCAAGGCUAGGGAGAAGAAGAAAGACAAAAAGAAAAAGAAGAGUAGUAGCAGCAGCAGCAGCAGCCCGGCUACCAACGAAAAAGAUACAUCUCCGCAAAGGUCUCCAAAAUCCGUUAUCGCGCAAAGUACUAGUUUGCCUCAAAACUCCAUCACGCCGACAAAGUCUCAAAAUAAUUCGUCUGACAAAAGAACUAUGAUUAAUAGUACGGGUGCAGUGUCCGCGUCCGUGUCAAUGUCCGUGUCCACGUCCACAUCCACGUCCACGUCUACGUCGACGUCGACAGCUGCCGUUACGACGAAUACUAGAUCGUCAACCGUGAAUUGUGGCGAACGUAAAUUAAAAGGUCAGCUGGUAUUCGAAUCGUCAAGACAUCCUGCCGAUAGGGAGGAUUUCGAGGCAACCGGCAAUGAAACGUACAUGCCUGGUAAAGGUAAAAAGGCUUAUAGUAAUCAAUACGAUGGAGACGCAUUGAAUACGUCCAUGAAGUCAAACAAUACAACUAGUCCUAAGCAAGGAGGCAAGCGUGAAGAAGGUUGGAAAGAAGUUGUACGAAAGGGACAGUCCGACGAUUCGGGAAGAUUCAUGAAUUCACCAUUCCGUUCGAAAAAAGUUUCCGUUCCACCAAAUGCUAUUAGCCGAGUUAUUGGAAGAGGCGGGAGCAAUAUAAAUGCAAUUAGAGGCGCAACAGGAGCCCAUAUUGAAGUAGAAAAGCAAAGCAAGUGUCAGGGUGAACGAAUCAUCACUAUCAAAGGAUCGUCAGACGCAACGAAGCAAGCUCACACGUUGAUAGCUGCUCUUAUUAAGGAUCCAGACGUUGAUAUAUUACAGAUGCUUCCAAAAUCGAAACUUACGGUCGUUACAACUUCCUGUUGGGAUAAAACCGUUUCUACCAUAGCGUCGAGUAAAGCAAAGUUGGGUGCUGUAAGUAAACCAUCUAGUCUAAUGUCCAAUUCGAGUAGUACGCAAAUCAAUAAAUCUAAUUACACACCGGGAGUUUCUACCGUGAAUCAGUUGAUUCCGCUUCGAUCUUCGUCCAGCAUUAAACUUACCGGAGCGUUUCCAACACCUUUACCACGCGCAACGGCACCGAGACUCGUGGCCGCAGCUGAGAAACGAGCUCAAGCCGUAGCUGCUCAGAUGGCUUCUUCGUCGUCGAACACAAAAACAACAAUGUCGUAUACGAGUGCAAUCAUGACCGCAGGACGAGCAACGAAAAUUGUGACGACGAGCACCACGCAAACUUUUGCUGCGAAAUUAUCCGAAAUCACUGCCUCGACACAUACAUCUACUACCGUGAUGCAGUCCACUCAUACAACGGUAAACAAGCAAAAAUCGUUACAAGCAAAUACCGUCACUGUCAUGUCAGCUACGGCUGCGGCAAUGGCUCAGACUUCGUCUCAACAGUCCAUAGUCAGUACAUCGCCGAAACACUGCCGACCACUGCCUACUUUGUCUGCCCCGCCGACUAUGGUUUCUCAUUAUUCUGGAAAGUCUACUUAUUCUCCUGGAUCUAAUACCGCCGUGUCGUCAGCAACGAACACCGUGGUUGCAUAUUGCCCAGAAAAUUCCACCGCCUCGACUUGUUCAAACGCGACUAUUCGAGUCAGCCCGUCACCACCGGUGGUGCCGCAGUGUCAGCAGAUGCAGCAGCAGCAACAGCAUCAGCAUCAACAUCAGCAACAACAGCAUCCGCAUCACCAACAGCAGCAGCAGUCCCAACAACAACAACAACAAUCACAUCAGCAGCAACAACAGCAGCAACCGCAACAGCAGCAGCAGCAGCAAGUUCGUAGUUCAACACCUAUCGCGCAAACAAUUCAAGAACAACAACAACAGCACCAACAUCAGCAGCAACAGCAGCAACAACAACAACAGCAGCAGCAGCAGCAACAACAACAGCAGCAGCAGCAGCAAACAAAUAAUACACCACUGGAAUAUUCAUUAUUCAAUGAUACCUUUACAAAAGUGACCCAGCAGUCAAUGUGGGGUGGUCGAGAAAACGAGUCUCAGAAGGGCAUGAACUUUGCGACCGUAGCCGGUGGCGGCGUAUCCGUGAAUACGUCUGGCUCGUCUUCGUCCAAAUUCAUUGACAGCGUUCCUCCCCAGGUGGACGCUUCGAAAGCACCUGGAUAUCGAGGAACAACGAUGUGUUCUCCCGUUUCGAGUAAAUCAAACAACAGUGCGACGAACGCGAACGUGAACCCGAACGCGAAUACAAAUGCAAACGCGAAUGCAAAUGCUAAUGCGAACGCGUCCAACAUGGGAAGCGGCGGGUCUUCUAAUGCCGGCCACAAUCCGAUUCAACCACCGCAAUUUCAGUCAUCCGGAAAUUACAGCGAACAUCCUCUGUCGAAUAAACCUCCCGGUAGUUUGGCCGUAGCACGGCCGGUGAUUCCGCAACAAAGCAUGGAAAUGAGUGCAGCAGCUGCGGCAGCGGCAGCGGCUGCGGCGGCUAUGGGAACGCAAUAUAACAGGCCAGUGUUUCAAGGCGACUUAACAUCUCGCAACGCUACAACGCAUCAAGCGCAUGUGAUUGCGUCGACGUCUCAAGCCACAUUAGACGUAGGCUUGUUCAAAGGAAAUAAUGUCGGUUACGAACAUCCGAAUGUCAACUCGAGCCUGUUGAAGAUGGUACCGAACGAAGCGGCCCAGGGCCAUCCACUUCUGCCUUUCCAUCCCCACAUGCAGAACUUCACGCAAACAAUCGCAGCACCAUCUGCUUCGGUUAAUACCACUGUCAGUAUGUCCAGAUUAAAUCCAAGGGCGCCCGAUUUCUCUAGUUCUUUACACUUGAACAAUAAACCUCAAGUAACUAUGUUCAAUGCGGGUUCAGCAGCGGGAAUACAUCCGAAUAUGUUUGCCACGGUGCCGCCACCUCCUCCAUCCGCGAUCCAGUCUAAUAAUUUAGCGAUGCUCGGAAACUUUCCUCUAGGAAAGUAUCAACCGGCAUCCCGUGCCACUCCCAAUACAGGAAUCUCGACGAAUGGACAAACUCGAUGGCCGUUCGCUCCGCCUCACAAUAAUUAUCCACCUCACCAAGAACCAAUGAUCGGACAAAUCGGCUUGUCGAAUCAUUUGGCAAACAUAACCGCGCAACCUGGUAGCAUCGAUUUGAUCACCAGUUUAGAAAACGGUGGUUCACCGGCUAUAUCGCCCUCUUCGCCGGCCCAGGUUGCCCAAGAAAUGAAUCAAUUGAAGAUCGAGGAUCGUAAAGUACCACGACCAAUUGGUACAGAAAGAGCAUGGAAGAAUUAUACGAUGGCGGGAAUGGGACCCGGUGGAGAUGCCGACUCCAUCAACUGGAUGUUGAAUAACGAAAAACUUGUUGGCUCUUGGGCAAGUUUGGCUCCAGGAAUAGACAGGCAUCAAAUGUUUCGAUCCAAUGCCGCUUACAAUCGUAUAUCCAACGUUGAUGCUGAACUUCAUCAAAUGAUGGAAUCCUCCUUUCAGGGUCAUGUGGAUACUCAACAACCGUUUCCAAAUGGUAGCGCGGCAGCCCUGUCGAUAAUGCCUGGGCUAACUCUAUUACCUGGUCAAUUUGGAACACCUGCUCUAACAGAAAUUCCUCCUAACGAAGCAAAUAAAAUGGAUGCGCCAGCAUGGGGAAUACCAGAUGCCGUGCAAGAUAAGCAACAUCCGGCAUGGAAUAAAUGGGCUCAUUAGAAAGAGAGAAAUUUUUGCGAAGACAACUUCGUUUUCUUCCUCGGAUGACACGAAAUAGAACCUGGAACUUGAAUUAGUACAUAGAUGGAACUGGAAGACGAAGCAUUGUUUUUAGGCACUUAAAUUACAUUAUUAUCCUAAUUAUAUCCAUUACAAACACAGAUUCGAUUUGUCAUGCUAGAUGAUAAGACGAUAAAUCCUUACUACAACUUAAUACUAUUAUCUAGUAUAAUUAUGCAAUACAAAUAAUCACCGGAUACGACACGAAACAGUAAAAGAAGAAAAAUAAGAAAAAGAGGAAGAAGAAAGAAGGAAGAACGCCAGUGGCGGUAACAGCGAAACGGAACAAAGGAUUCUUAUCGUUUGUGUUCUCUCGUCGUCUUCGAUCUAUCUUCGGCCAUGCUACUUGUAUACUCCAGGAUCGUUUUCGAUCAAUUCGAUAUGCGAUACGCGAUACGUCGACGGCAGUUUUCGAGACUUCUUCCCCUUUUAUUUUCAUUUUUGCCAGAUCGACUUGCCCAAUUUAUACGGGAUUCGAGUCUUAAACGAUCGUCGCGAUAAAUUCAGAUACGCGUACCAAUCAUAAUUAUGUCUGCUUUGGCUUUCGCGUACCCCUUAAUAGUAUAUCUGAAAUUAGAAUGCUAUCGUCAUCUUUUUUCCCAUUCCUUUGAAUUUCGUGUACCGAAUUAAAAAAAAAGCUUCGUUUCUGAAUUGUCUCUAUACGCGUGUCGAAAGUAUGCGUUGCGAAAACAAGGGCUUAGAUUUGCCACGCGGACAACCGAAUGAAAUACAUCAUAUUAUGUUAACUAAAUGAUAAUAAUAACAAUAAUAACAUUAUUAUUGUCGUAUCAAAGAGCGUUAUUUCUGUGUUUGGGGAUCAAAUAUUAAAGGAAAUUAUAAACGUAUAAAGGAACAAAAUCAGGAAAUUGCUUCCAACUUACCACAAAAGAAAAACCCCCAUUGUUCCUUUUCCUGUCCUGUGUAUACCAUCGUUCCUUUCAACUUUUCCUCCCUUGCCGCGACACGUCGAUUUUACUACCUUGCGUCGUUCGUUCAUCCUGGUAUUAAACAGAACAAAGAGAAGAAUAAUACGGUAGUUGCAAUCACGCAUUUAUGCUUAUAAAGGAUUUCGAGCUGUGUCUUUAUUUGAUCGUACAUUAUUCUUCUUUCUUCGUUCUUGCGUAGUCUCGCGUUGAGAAGGGGAAAAAGAAAGGAACUAAGCAAAAAAAAAA
Messenger RNA from Megachile rotundata (alfalfa leafcutting bee), 11141 nucleotides. RefSeq names its product multiple ankyrin repeats single KH domain (gene mask). Gene Ontology annotation, cellular component: cytoplasm. Gene Ontology annotation, biological process: innate immune response. The record is from RefSeq and is a predicted model, not a curated record. NCBI's taxonomy places the organism in Eukaryota, Metazoa, Arthropoda, Insecta, Hymenoptera, Megachilidae. Gene Ontology annotation, molecular function: protein binding; RNA binding.